Molecule: messenger RNA, 1659 nt
Organism: Cavia porcellus (domestic guinea pig)
Lineage: Eukaryota; Metazoa; Chordata; Mammalia; Rodentia; Caviidae
Gene: Oser1
Product: oxidative stress responsive serine rich 1
Exons: 4
Coding region: 41-1126 (361 amino acids)
Biological process (GO): cellular response to hydrogen peroxide
Source: RefSeq, a predicted model, not a curated record
GCGGCUUGCCGCGCUGCCGAGUCACUGGGGUGGGAGGAGCAUGAGAAGGGGGCGAGGCGCGUGCCUGAGUGACGCAGGCGCAGUGCGGCUUCACAGGCGCGGGCCGCCCCCCGCGGGUUUGGAUCCGGGUCAGUCAGGCGCGGCGGUCGGGGAGAGAGGAUCUGAACUGACGGGACUGGGUCGCCAGAGCGCCCCAGCCGCGAAGAGUAUUAACGGGAACAUCUAUAGUAGUGUAAAAACUUUCACAAUGAAAUCCGAAGCAAAAGACGGAGAAGAGGAGAGUCUACAAACUGCUUUCAAGAAAUUAAGAGUGGAUGCAUCAGGGUCCAUCGCAUCACUGUCUGUUGGAGAAGGCACAAAUGUUAGAGCAUCAGUUAGAGCAGCAGUAGAUGAUACCAAACCUAAAGCCACAUGUCCAUCUAAAGACAGUUGGCAUGGGUCUACAAGGAAGUCUUCACGAGGAGCAGUGAGAACCCAGCGACGUCGACGUUCUAAGUCUCCUGUCCUUCAUCCUCCAAAGUUCAUACAUUGCAGUACAAUAGCAUCUCCUUCCAGCAGCCAGCUUAAGCAUAAAAGCCAGACUGAUACACCUGAUGGCAGCAGCGGGCUGGGAAUUUCAACCCACAAAGAGUUCAGUGUGGGAGAAAGUUCUGCUUCUCUUGAUGCUAAUCAUACAGGGGCAGUUGUUGAGUCUUUGAGAACUUCGGUUCCCAGGCUCCCAUUGGAAAUUAAGACCGAAGACUCCUCUAAUGCUACCCAAGUGUCUCAAGCAACUCUCAAGGCCAAUGAUCUCUCUGACUUUCGGUCUGUUUCCAAGUUAAACCAGGGCAAACAAUGUGCCUGUGUAGGCAAGGAGUGCCAAUGUAAGAGAUGGCAUGACAUGGAAGUGUAUUCAUUUUCAGGCCUGCAGAAUGUCCCUCCCCUGGUCCCAGAACGAAUUUCCACUCUAGAGGACUACUCUCAGUCGCUGCAUACAAGAACUCUGUCUGGCUCUCCCCGUACCUGUUCUGAGCAAGCUCGAGUCUAUGUGGAUGAUGUGACCAUUGAGGACCUAUCAGGCUACAUGGAGUAUUACUUGUAUAUCCCCAAGAAAAUGUCUCACAUGGCAGAGAUGAUGUACACUUGAUAGCCAGAAGCUUACUCGUGUGCUUUAAACCAAUGAAGGGUUGUCAAAGAGAUUUAGUUAACGGCUGACUUUGUGGCCACUUUGUGAGAAGACAUCUCUUUCUGCUCACUGUGCUUGCAAUAAAAACUUUUCUUGGCAUCUUAAUUAAACUUCAUUCUUUAAAUUUACCCUCUGAGUUCUUAUAUACCCACCAAGACAAGCAGAUCAGAGAAAAUGCUUCUCAUCCAAAAGUGUUUUAGGGGGAUGAAGAAGCAGUUAUUGGAGACUGGCAGCAGUGGGUUUAUGGUGAAAGCCUUUGUAAAACUUUAGUUUUUCAUGUUUAAGAUUUGAUAGCUAAGGAAAAUCAAAUGUUUUAUAACCGGAUCAAACAUUUGUCGUGUUGUAGUGCCAGCUCAGAGUAUUAGAAGUUGUAAGACUGACUUAAACCAACUAUGAUUUAAUGUGGGAUUUGUGUCAUUAAAGGUUUUUUAUGUUGUCAAACCAGAGAUCUGAAAUCUAGAUUCAAUUUGAAUAAACUAGCUGGCUUCCCUGUA